UUCGUCCGCCGUCGCCGAGCCGAGUCAUUCCACGUUCGGUAUUGAAGCUGUUCGCACGUCAGUCGUUCUCAACAGUGUACAUCGUUAUAUUUGUUAAUAAUAUUGACAUCUCGUGUUAAUUCAGUGUUAAAAAGCUGUGUUGUUUUGCCACCAUGUGUGAAAAAAGGACAAGGAAGAUAAAGAAAGGUUCUCACCUGAACCGCCUGCGUGAAGCGAGGCGCAUUCAGCGGAUGCAGAGACUGUCGUCACCGUCCACCAGUGAUGACAACACCACCGUGUCCGUGUCCCCGUGCCCACCGGCCGUCGACAAAAACGCCCAGAACAGGGUAAUCCUCGAGCUGGCCUGGAAGACUGUCGCCCUCAUGCACAAAAACAGGCUCAUCCAACAAAAGAUCAUCGCAUUGAAGAAGGAAACCUCAGAAUUCGUCGCCUCCAUCAUGAACAACCCUGAAAAUAGAAAACGUUACGUCGAACACAUCCGCAUGUACGGACCCACGGCGCAGGCGCAGACGCAGAAGCCAGACCACCCCCCACUACAACUAGAACCCAAGGUGUAAACGAUAACGGUGUCAAUCAACUCCGAUGACAUCGGCGUCUGUGAACGAAUGAGUGAGUGAAUGAGAGAUAUGUUUUGUUCAGUUCGGAAUGAAUGAUUGAAUGUUACUUAAAGCCUGUUGUUGAGUUAUUUAGCUUUUUGACUUACUUAUAGACCUUGUAUACAAGUAAGCUUUAUGUCAAUAUAAAUUGGCAUUUUAAUUGUGAUCAAAUUUAUUUAAGGGUCGUUGAAAUUCUUAAUUCCAUAGUUGUCGUAAACUCGUGAUGUUCCAAAUUAGAUACCUUGUUGUGUCCCUUCUAUUAUAGUAUUGAGUAUUUAAGAUAGCCAACAGUUGAAACUGUUUCCUCAUACUUAGUAUUGGUUUCAUGAUACCAGCAAUAAAUAAAUAAAUGCAGUGUCUUAAGUAAAAAUGUUGUGGCUAAUAAUAACUUCUUGUUGUUAUAGAAGUAAGCUUUGAAGAGGUUGUAAGUAAGAGGCUGUUAAGAUAUAAGGUAGACAUCUUCGUACCACUGUGAUUCGGUUCAACAUCGGCCGCUAGGGAAUAACAAAAUGGCGUACUAUUUACGCGAGACCGGUGAGCUAGGGUAAAUGGUAUUGUUAAGAGUUAGACUUUAAUGUAGUACCUUGUUUCCAAUUAUACAUAUUUGGUAUUUCAAACUUAAUGGGAAUUGAAAUUUGCGCUGACUAGAUGGCGCCUCUGUCGAAUAAAGUCCUGUCAGAAUAAUUGCUUAUAAAAAGCUUACUGUGAUGACACCAUUGGCGAACUUAGUUGAGCGUGAAGACCCCAUUGAAAAUGUUAGUGUUUUGGGCAUUGUUUCGAUUAGUGAAGCACAAAAUUAACAAAAAUGUAUUAAUUUGUAAAAAAAACUUUAAAUUAUUGUUAAACUGCCAGUAGGUUUACUUUAUUAUUAGGUUUUUCUUUCAAAAACAUGGUACGAAGAACUCGAAAGAAAGGUUUUCAAAUUAAUACUCCUAGCACUUAAUUUAAGUUAGUUUAUGUAAUUAUUUUAGUUUUAAACAAUUUCUACAAUAACAUCUUUGUACCUAUUUGUUAAGUCGACACUUUUUAUUGAACCAAGAAUCUAAAAAUGUAACUUGAGAAGUUCAUGCAUUAGGAAUGUAUCAUCAUUUUGCCCGAAUUGUUAUGACAGCUCAUUAUUUUAGGUUAUACUUGUGUUAUUACGUUCUAGUAAUCAAAAACCACCGAUUGUGGGUGUCACUUGUGUGAAAGAACACUAAUCUCAAAAUCACCUUUAAUUUGAGCUUCUCAAUGUGACUUACAACAUGGUUUUGAAGAGAGACUGUCGCACUCAGAGUCAUUAAUUAAUAAUUACUUAAACUAUUUCUUUUUUUAUCGAAAACAAUUUCUGAGGACUGGACUGGGUUAAGCAACCAUUAAAUGACUCUGAGUACGACUGAGAGUGUGCCUUCGAGGUCAUUAUCCUUUGAGAAAUUUAUAGCCACAUCAUGCUAGCUCAGACUGUUGCUUGACAAAGUUUGGGGGAGCUUGAUGUGAUCUAUGUACAAAAUAGAUGCCCGUUUACCAUUUACAGAAAUACUUGGUCCAAUGAACAGUUCAGAUCAAGACUUACCUUAGAAUUGCAUUUAAUAGAAAUUAGUAUCAAGAUUGCACAGAUCUACCAAUCACUGUGUUCAUUAUAAAUGUACGUAUCGAUACUGGUUGCAGUAUGUUUAUCACAAAAAUACAUUAAUUACUAUAAGAAGUAUUAAACACGAAAUCUUUUUUUAUCUUUGUAUAAUUUGUUGAUUCGUUUUUGUAAGGUAGAAGUAGGUAAGGGUUCAAAAUUACAGGGAGUGCGAAAUUCUAAAACGCGAAUCCUUUCAUGAGAUAAGUAUUAAACGACUAAAAUUAAGUUGUUAUUGUAUAAUUUAUUGCACAAGGCUCCCUACGUGUAUGUUUAAUGUACCUACGCUUAAAAAUCUUGGCUUUUUUGUGGUUAUUUAGAUCAUAAGUCAAAUUUGAAAAAUACACUAGUCUUUCGAA
Molecule: messenger RNA, 2561 nt
Organism: Spodoptera frugiperda (fall armyworm)
Lineage: Eukaryota; Metazoa; Arthropoda; Insecta; Lepidoptera; Noctuidae
Gene: Cipc
Exons: 2
Coding region: 153-557 (134 amino acids)
Source: RefSeq, a predicted model, not a curated record